UUUUGAUUUCUCUUUUGAUAUUUUUUUCUUUAUUAUAUAAUAGUUUUUAUAAUAUAUUUUGCGUUUUAUAACCUUGUUUAUAUUUUUUACGUGAUAAUUAUUUGUAAUAAUUUUCUUUCUAUAAAUUUGUGUAACAUUACUAUAUAUUAUAAUAUGGAAACUUACGAAAAUCAAAUCAAAUACAACGAUGAUGGCUCAGUAAAUGUACCAUUUGGUCGUGCUGCAGAAUGGUAUAUAUCAAAUGCAAAUCUUUUAAAAAAUUAUCGCUUAAAAAAUCAAAGUAGACAAGUUACUCCUAAACUUGUUAAAGCUGGAAUCUUAACUGUAGAACGUGUACAAGGGGCAAUAGAUUACUUAGCAUUGAAAACUAAAACUGGAACGGUAAAAUCAACAAAUCGUAUUGAUGAUUUUUUAGUUUUAACCAGUUUAGGAAGAGAUCUGGUUUCUCAAAUUGAAUUAGGAUUAGCCAAAAACCAACAAUGUUGGUAUUGGGUUAUGUAUUGUUCAGGUGAUGGAGGCAACUGUCAAAGAUUAUGUGGUAGUGUUGGAAAAUGUAAUGAAAAUUGCGAAAAUUAUAAUUUACGAAAUAAUUUGAAAAAUGGAAAUGAUAUGCACCAUUGUAGUGUCAGAGUUAUUUCUGAAUGUCGGUUAUCUUGGCUAUCAUUAGAAAAUCCAUUGCGAAUUACCAUUCAAGGAACUCAUCGUACAUUUUACAAUAAUAAUAUUCCUAAAAUUUCAAGAAUAAAUUUAACUUAUUCUGUUAGAGAUUCUAUAGUAUUAAGCAGAAGAGCAGAUUACAGGACAGCCAAAGGGAUAAAAGUGAAAUUAUUAACAUCACUUAAUGGUGCAUCAGAAGAAGUAAUUAACAAUGCAUUAGCAAGCCAACGUAUAAUAUGUAAUAAUGACAAACUCUGGCAAUUUGUUGCCAGAGAUGAUAAGAAAUUAAAGGAUGAUACUGGUCCUUGGACUCAGCUUGAUAGUUUAGUAAAUAAUAUAUUAAAAUCUCAAGGUUUUAUAUUAUAUUAUCAAAUAGCAGACAUUAAUCAACCAGCUGAUUCACCUGACCGAUAUUAUCAACUUACAAUUUCUGAUGAGUUUUGGUUAAAAAAUGCUCGUGAUUACGGUAAAAUCUGUAU
This is a messenger RNA of Rhizophagus irregularis DAOM 181602=DAOM 197198, 1136 nucleotides long. The record is from RefSeq and is a predicted model, not a curated record. NCBI's taxonomy places the organism in Eukaryota, Fungi, Glomeromycota, Glomeromycetes, Glomerales, Glomeraceae.